Molecule: messenger RNA, 1900 nt
Organism: Sorex araneus (European shrew)
Lineage: Eukaryota; Metazoa; Chordata; Mammalia; Eulipotyphla; Soricidae
Gene: MPP1
Product: MAGUK p55 scaffold protein 1
Exons: 12
Coding region: 179-1573 (464 amino acids)
Cellular component (GO): cell-cell junction; plasma membrane
Molecular function (GO): signaling receptor binding
Source: RefSeq, a predicted model, not a curated record
AGGGGCGGGGCGAGGGCGGGGCUCCGCCCCCGGCCGCCCGGCGCGCCGCCUGCGGGGUGGUGACUGGCCCGGCCUCGCCGCGUCCCCGCCGCCUCUGCCGCCUUCGCCGCGCCCCGCAGGCCCCCUGUCCUCGAGCUCCCGGCUCUGCCCGUCCGGCUUCCCGCAGCCCCGCGACCCGAUGACGCUGAAGGCCAGCGAGGGCGAGGGCGGGGGCAGCAUGCGCACGGCGCUCUCCGACCUCUACCUGGAGCACUUGCUGCAGAAGCGCAGCCGGCCCGAGGCUGUGUCACACCAGUUGAAUGCUGCAACUGAGGACAUGUAUACCAACGGAUCUGCUGCCCCCGGGAGCCCAAGCCAGACCAAGGACAUGCGGAAGGUGCGACUCAUCCAGUUUGAGAAAGUCACCGAGGAGCCCAUGGGAAUCACCUUGAAACUCAAUGACAAGCAGUCCUGCACUGUGGCCCGAAUUCUGCACGGUGGCAUGAUCCACCGACAAGGUUCCCUUCAUGUGGGGGAUGAGAUCCUUGAGAUCAAUGGCACGAAUGUGACCAACCACUCAGUGGACCAGCUGCAGAAGGCAAUGAAAGAAACUAAAGGAAUCAUCUCAUUGAAAGUCAUUCCCAGUCAGCACAAUCGUCUUCCUGCGCUGCAGAUGUUCAUGCGGGCGCAGUUUGACUAUGAUCCCAAGAAGGACAACCUGAUCCCCUGUAAGGAGGCAGGGCUGAAAUUUGUGACUGGAGACAUCAUCCAGAUCAUCAACAAGGACGACAGCAACUGGUGGCAGGGGCUGGUGGAGGGCUCCUCAGCCGAGUCAGCGGGCCUCAUCCCCUCUCCUGAGCUGCAAGAGUGGCGAGUGGCAAGCAUGGCGCAGUCUGCUCCAAGUGAAGCGCCAAGCUGCAGCCCCUUCGGGAAGAAGAAGAAGUACAAGGACAAGUACCUGGCCAAGCACAGCUCAAUUUUUGACCAGUUGGAUGUGGUUUCCUACGAAGAAGUUGUCCGCCUGCCUGCAUUCAAGAGGAAGACUCUGGUGCUGAUAGGUGCCAGUGGUGUGGGGCGUAGCCACAUUAAGAACGCCCUGAUCCGCCAGAACCCCGAGAAGUUUGUGUACCCUGCCCCGUACACCACGCGACCACCCAAGAAGGGAGAGGAGGACGGGAAGGACUACCACUUCAUCUCCACAGAGGAGAUGACCAGGAGCAUUUCUGCCAACGAGUUCUUGGAGUUUGGCAGCUACCAGGGCAACAUGUUCGGCACCAAAUUCGCCACAGUGCUCCAGAUCCACGAACAGGGCCAGAUCGCUAUCCUGGACGUGGAGCCCCAGACGCUAAAGAUCGUCCGGACGGCUGAACUCUCACCUUUCAUCGUGUUUAUUGCCCCCACAGACCAGGGCACUCAGACGGAAAGCCUGCAGCGGUUGCAGAAGGACUCGGAGGCCGUCCGCAGCCAGUAUGCACACUACUUCGACCUGUCGCUGGUCAAUAAUGGCGUGGAUGAAACCCUGACCAAAGUGCAGGAGGCCUUUGAGCGGGCAUGCAGCUCUCCACAGUGGGUGCCUGUAUCCUGGGUUUACUAGCCUGCGAGUCAGGUGAACCCCAGUGACCCCUCCACCGCCCUCGCUUCAGCUAGUUGUCAGCCACCUGCUCUGCACCUCUCCUAACUAGACUAGCCUCAGCCUGGUGGGCUCCACUGAGUCGAUGUUGCAGGAGCACCUGCCAUGUGCCACUGCUGCUUGGCAGUGGUGCCCAGGAGGAAACGCAGAACCAUCCCUCCAAAGCCUUUGCUCCUUCACCUGCAAUUCACUGCGUGUUCCCUUCCCUUCAUGAAAGCCUUUUGACUACAACUCUCCAAAAUGCUCCAAACGUCUGCUCCAAAGCAAUAAAAAUGUUGUCAUUGAAGUAAA